Molecule: messenger RNA, 1358 nt
Organism: Actinia tenebrosa (Australian red waratah sea anemone)
Lineage: Eukaryota; Metazoa; Cnidaria; Anthozoa; Actiniaria; Actiniidae
Product: iodotyrosine deiodinase
Cellular component (GO): plasma membrane
Molecular function (GO): oxidoreductase activity
Source: RefSeq, a predicted model, not a curated record
UCCCUCGUAGCUUUCAUUUUGUCAUUUUUCAUGUUUCAAUCACGAAAAUUAAGUCCCGCGAAAAUGUGCACCAAAGGUGAAAAGAAAUAGCGUGACCUGUACGUACAAAACUGUCACGCGAUUUGCAUUGCUUAUGUGUGCUUAUAAUUCUUCUCAGAAUGGYCACGUGAUAUUUGUUCAACAGCACCAAAAAGAUCGAUGCAAAAAUGGAUUUCAGCGCCCCGUUUCUCUGCACUUACUGGCCAUAUCUGGCUGCAAUCGUACUAGGAGUGGUUGUUACCGAGUUUAUAAGAUUCAUCUCCAAGCCCAAGCCAUUGAAYUACACUGUAGAUGUGGAUCCUUUCAACGAGGAAAAUGAACUUCCACGCGAUCCGCUUGACGUCCAUAUAACUGGUGACUCAGACGUUCCAAUGAUACCGUAUCCCUACUUUGAUGAGAUUCCUAGUGAAGAAGAGAUGAAGAAAAGAGCAAGAGAGUUUUAUGAGUGUAUGAAUAAAAGGAGAACCGUCCGAAAUAUCUCGUCUGACCCAGUACCUUUGGGUGUAAUCCAAGACAUCGUUCGCACUGCAGGUACUUCGCCAAGCGGAGCUCACACCGAGCCAUGGAUCUAUGUUGUUGUCUCUGAUAAAACACUCAAGUCUGAGAUUUGCCGAAUUGUYGAGGAAGAGGAACAAGUAAACUAUGCAAAAAGAAUGGGUGCAAAAUGGCUCAAAGAUAUCGAAGUGUUUAGAACAACUUGGUCUAAACCUUACAUUAUAUCUGCACCAUACCUCAUAUUGAUCUUCAAGCAACUGUACAGCUUUACUCCUGACRGCAAAAAGAAAGUCCAUUACUAUAAUGAAAUGAGUGUGUGUAUUUCAUGUGGGAUGCUUCUGGYUGCCAUUCAGAAUGCUGGUCUUGUGACUGUCACCAGCACCCCAAUGAAUGCAGGGCCCCAGCUGCGGCAACUUCUGGGUAGACCAUCCAAUGAGAAGCUACUGAUGUUGCUUCCGGUGGGUUAUCCUGAAAAGGAUGCAAAGGUGCCUGGCUUAAAGAGAAAACCACUGGAUCAGAUAAUGGUGCUAAAGUGAAARCUAUAACUGCACUGUUGCAGUAUUCUGGUUAAAUGACUGUAAAGGUAUAAUGGACCAUUCAUUUUUUUACUGGGGAGGGGAGGGUAGAAGGAUUUUAUUGGCAAACAAUGCAAAGAAUCAGACCUGUUCUCUGUAAAUGAAUUUGAAAAACGUUCAUAUGCUGUGCAACUUGAAAUUUUUCUUUGUAACACCUGGCACCAAAUACCACAUUUAACCUGUAAAAAAAAUGAAUGGUCCCUUAUAGACAUUUUUACCUUGUAAAGUUUACCCAUUUUAGGCCAUAUA